AUGAGCUGCAAUGGGGGCUCCCACCCGCGGAUCAACACGCUGGGCCGCAUGACGCGCGCCGAGUCCGGCCCGGACCUGCGCUACGAGAUGACUUGUGGCGGCGGCGGCGGCGGUGGCAGCGGCAGUGGCGCCAACGGCAGGAUGUACUACACGCGCCGCUGUACGGUCACCGAGAUGAACUCGGACGGCUACGGCCAAACUGGUACAAUGUCCAGGCACCAGAACCAGAACACCAUCCAAGAACUUCUACAGAACUGCUCAGAUUGCUUGAUGCGGGCCGAGCUGAUCGUACAGCCUGAACUAAAAUAUGGAGAUGGAAUACAGCUUGCUCGGGGUAGAGAGCUGGAUGAGUGCUUUGCCCAGGCCAAUGACCAGAUGGAAAUCACCGAUAGCUUGAUCAGAGAAAUGCGGCAAAUGGGCCAGCCCUGUGAUGCUUAUCAGAAAAGACUACUUCAGCUUCAGGAGCAAAUGCGUGCUCUUUACAAAGCCAUCAGUGUCCCUCGAGUCCGAAGAGCCAGCUCCAAGGGUGGUGGAGGAUACACUUGUCAGAGCGGCUCAGGGUGGGAUGAAUUCACCAAGCGCCUCACCAGCGAAUGUCUGGGGUGGAUGAGACAGCAAAGGACCGACAUGGACUUGGUGACCUGGGGCGUGGACCUGGCUUCUGUGGAGCAGCACAUCAACAGCCACAGGGGCAUUCAUAAUGCCAUCGGGGACUAUCGCUGGCAGCUGGACAAAAUCAAAGCUGACCUGCGUGAGAAAUCUGCCAUCUACCAGUUGGAGGAGGAGUAUGAAAAUCUGCUGAAAGCAUCCUUUGAGAGGAUGGAUCACCUGCGGCAGCUGCAGAGCAUCAUCCAGGCCACAUCCCGGGAGAUCAUGUGGAUCAAUGACUGUGAGGAGGAGGAGCUGCUUUAUGACUGGAGUGACAAGAACACCAACAUCGCUCAGAAGCAAGAGGCCUUCUCUAUACGGAUGAGUCAACUGGAAGUUAAGGAAAAAGAGCUCAAUAAGCUUAAACAAGAAAGUGACCAACUUGUUCUCAAUCAGCAUCCAGCUUCAGACAAAAUUGAAGCGUAUAUGGAUACUCUUCAGACCCAAUGGAGUUGGAUUCUGCAGAUCACCAAAUGUAUUGAUGUUCACCUCAAAGAAAAUGCUGCCUACUUUCAGUUUUUUGAAGAGGCCCAGUCAACCGAGGCCUACCUGAAGGGCCUGCAGGACUCCAUUAGGAAGAAGUACCCCUGUGAUAAGAAUAUGCCUCUGCAGCGUCUGCUGGACCAGAUAAAGGAGCUGGAGAAAGAGCGGGAGAAAAUCCUUGAAUACAAGCGUCAGGUGCAGAGCUUGGUAAACAAGUCCAAGAAGAUUGUCCAGCUGAAACCACGAAACCCAGACUACAGAAGCAAUAAGCCCAUUAUUCUCAGGGCUCUUUGUGACUACAAACAAGACCAGAAAAUUGUGCACAAAGGGGAUGAGUGCAUACUGAAGGACAACACUGAGCGCAGCAAGUGGUAUGUAACGGGCCCAGGAGGCGUUGACAUGCUGGUUCCUUCUGUGGGUCUGAUUAUUCCACCUCCAAACCCACUGGCCAUUGACCUUUCUUGCAAGAUUGAGCAGUAUUAUGAAGCCAUCUUGGCUCUAUGGAACCAGCUCUACAUCAACAUGAAGAGUCUGGUGUCCUGGCAUUACUGCAUGAUUGACAUUGAGAAAAUUAGGGCCAUGACCAUCGCCAAGCUGAAAACAAUGCGCCAAGAAGAUUACAUGAAGACAAUCUCUGAUCUUGAGUUACAUUAUCAAGAGUUCAUUAGAAAUAGCCAAGGCUCGGAGAUGUUUGGAGAUGAUGACAAACGGAAAAUGCAGUCUCAGUUCACUGAUGCGCAGAAGCACUACCAGACCCUGGUCAUACAGCUGCCUGGCCACCCCCAGCACCAGACAGUAACAACAACUGAAAUCACUCACCUUGGUUCCUGCCAAGAUGUCAACCAUAAUAAAGUGAUUGAAACCAACAGAGAGAAUGACAAGCAGGAGACGUGGAUACUGAUGGAGCUCCAGAAGCUCCGUAGGCAGAUGGAGCACUGUGAGGGCCGAAUGACCCUGAAAAACAUCCUUCUUGCUGACCAAGGCUCUUCACACCACAUCACAGUGAAAAUAAACGAGCUAAAGAGUGUGCAGAAUGAUUCACAAGCAAUUGCUGAAGUUCUCAACCAGCUUAAGGAUAUGCUAGCUAACUUCAGAGGCUCUGAAAAAUACUGCUAUUUACAGAAUGAGGUAUUUGGACUGUUUCAGAAACUGGAAAAUAUCAAUGGUGUUACAGAUGGCUACUUAAAUAGCUUAUGCACCGUGAGAGCACUCCUCCAAGCUCUCCUCCAGACAGAAGACAUGCUAAAGGUUUACGAGGCCAGACUCACAGAAGAGGAAACAGUCUGCCUGGAUCUGGAUAAAGUAGAAGCCUACCGCUGUGGACUCAAGUGCAUUCACAAUUUUAUCAUUUUCGCCAGAUUAUGGGACCUGGAGAAACAAAUCAAGCAACUGAGGAAUUAUCGUGAUAAUUAUCAGGCUUUCUGCAAGUGGCUCUAUGAUGCCAAACGUCGCCAGGAUUCCUUAGAAUCCAUGAAAUUUGGUGAUUCUAACACAGUCAUGAGAUUUUUGAAUGAGCAGAAGAACUUGCACAAUGAAAUAUGUGGCAAACGAGACAAAUCAGAGGAGGUACAAAAAAUUGCUGAACUUUGUGCAAAUUCAAUUAAGGAUUAUGAACUCCAGCUUGCAUCGUAUACCUCAGGAUUGGAAACUCUACUGAACAUACCUAUCAAGAGAACUAUGGUUCAAUCCCCUUCAGGGGUGAUUAUGCAAGAGGCUGCAGACAUUCAUGCUCGAUAUAUAGAACUACUUACAAGGUCUGGAGAUUAUUACAGAUUCUUAAGUGAGAUGUUGAAGAGUUUGGAAGAUCUGAAGUUGAAAAAUACCAAGAUUGAAGUUUUGGAGGAAGAGCUCAGACUGGCCCGAGAUACCAACUCUGAAAACUGCAACAAGAACAAAUUCCUGGAUCAGAACCUGCAGAAAUACCAGGCAGAGUGUUCCCAGUAUAAAGCAAAGCUUGUGAGCCUGGAGGAGCUGAAGAGGCAAGCUGAGCUGGACGGAAAGUCAGCGAAGCAGAAUCUUGACAAGUGCUAUGGCCAAAUCAAAGAACUCAAUGAGAAAAUCACCAGACUCACUUAUGAGAUUGAAGAUGAAAAGAGGAGAAGAAAGACUGUGGAGGAUAGAUUUGACCAACAGAAGAAUGACUAUGACCAACUGCAGAAAGCAAGGCAAUGUGAAAAGGAGAACCUUGGAUGGCAAAAACUGGAGUCUGAGAAAGCCAUCAAGGAGAAGGAGUACGAGAUAGAGAGGUUGAGGGUUCUUCUUCAGGAGGAGAGCAACCGGAAGAGAGAAUAUGAGAAUGAGCUGGCAAAGGUAAGAAACCACUAUAAUGAGGAGAUGAGUAAUUUAAGGAACAAGUAUGAAACAGAGAUUAACAUUACGAAGACCACCAUCAAGGAGAUAACUAUGCAAAAAGAAGAUGAUUCCAAAAACCUUAGAAACCAGCUUGAUAGACUCUCAAGGGAAAAUCGGGACCUGAAGGAUGAGAUCGUCAGACUGAACGACAGCAUCCUGCAGACCACGGAUCAGUGCCGGCGGGCGGAAGAGAACGCCCUCCAGCAAAAGACCUGUGGCUCGGAGAUGAUGCAGAAGAAACAACAGCUAGAGACAGAGCUCAAGCAGGUCAUCCAGCAGCGCUCUGAGGACAAUGCCAGGCACAAACAGUCCCUGGAGGAGGCUGCCAAGACCAUCCAGGACAAAAACAAGGAGAUUGAGAGACUCAAAGCUGAGUUUCAGGAGGAGGCUAAGCGCCGCUGGGAAUAUGAAAAUGAACUGGCUAAGGUAAGAAACAGUUACGAUGAGGAGAUAAUUAGCUUGAAAAAUCAAUUUGAGACUGAGAUCAACAUCACUAAGACUACCAUCCACCAGCUUACCAUGCAAAAAGAAGAAGACACCAGUGGCUACCGAGCCCAAAUUGACAAUCUCACCAGAGAAAACAGGAGCUUAUCUGAGGAAAUAAAGAGGCUCAAGAACACACUAGCCCAGACUACAGAGAACCUUAGGAGGGUUGAAGAAAAUAUGCAACAGCAGAAGGCCACUGGCUCAGAGAUGUCGCAGAGGAAACAGCAGCUGGAGAUCGAGCUGCGGCAGGUCACUCAGAUACGAAGUGAAGAGAGCCUGAGAUACAAGCAGUCUCUCGAUGAUGCUGCCAAAACCAUCCAGGAUAAAAACAAGGAGAUAGAAAGAUUAAAGCAGCUGAUAGAAACAGAAACAAAUGAACGGAAAUGCCUGGAAGACGAAAACGCCAAACUGCAAAGGGUCCAGUAUGAUCUGCAGAAAGCCAACAAUAGUGCGACGGAGACAAUCAGCAAACUGAAAAUUCAGGAGCAAGAGCUCACACGCCUGAGAAUUGACUAUGAGAGGGUUUCACAGGAGAGGACCGUGAAGGAUCAGGAUAUUUUGAGAUUCCAGAGCUCACUGAAAGACUUGCAGCUGCAGAAGCAGAGAGUGGAAGAAGAGCUGAAUCGGCUGAAGAGGACAGCCUCAGAAGACUCUGCCAAGAGGAAGAAGCUGGAGGAUGAGCUGGAAGGCAUGAGGAGGUCUUUGAAAGAGCAAGUGAUAAAAGUCACCAGCCUGACCCAGCAGCUGGAGCAGGCAUCAAUAGUGAAAAAGAGGAGUGAGGAUGAGCUGCGUCAGCAGAGGGACGUGCUGGAAGGCCACGUGAGGGAUAAGCAGAAGACACAGGAGGAGCUCAGGAGGCUGUCUUCAGAGCUUGAAGUCCUGAGGCGGCAGCUGCUCCAGGAACAAGAAAAUGUCAAACAAUCUCACUUGAGGAAUGAGCACUUCCAGAAGCUGAUAGAAGAUAAAAGCAGGAGCUUCAAUGAGAGCAAAAUAGAAAUCGAGAGGCUGCAGUCUCUCACGGAGAAUCUGACCAAGGAGCACCUGAUGCUAGAGGAGGAGCUGCGGAACCUGAGGCUGGAGUACGAUGACCUGAGGAGGGGCUGCUGUGAAGCCGACAGUGACAAAAACGCAACCAUUUCUGAACUAAGGAGCCAGCUGCAAAUCAGCAACAACCGAACCCUGGAACUGCAGGGGCUGAUUAACGAUUUACAGAGAGAGAGGGAAAAUUUGAGACAGGAAAUUGAGAAAUUCCAAAAGCAGGCAUUAGAGGCAUCUAAUAGGAUUCAGGAAUCAAAAAGUCAGUGCACUCAGGUGGUGCAGGAAAGAGAAAGCCUCCUGGUGAAAAUCAAAGUCCUAGAACAAGACAAGGCAAGGCUACAAAGGCUGGAGGAUGAGCUGACACGUGCGAAAGCAACGCUGGACGCGGAAAGCAGGCUGAAGCAGCGCCUUGAGUGUGAGAAGCAGCAGAUCCAGAAUGACCUAAAUCAGUGGAAAACUCAAUACUCCCGCAAGGAGGAGGCCAUUCGGAAGAUUGAGUCAGAAAGAGAAAAGAGUGAGAGAGAGAAGAACAGCCUGAGGAGCGAGAUUGAGAGACUCCAGGCAGAGAUCAAAAGGAUUGAAGAGAGGUGCAGGCGCAAGCUGGAGGACUCCUCCAGGGAAACGCAGUCUCAGCUGGAGUCAGAACGUUCCCGGCUUCAGAAAGAAAUCGACAAGCUCAGACAGCGUCCCUACGGGUCCCAUCGAGAGACCCAAACGGAGUGUGAGUGGUCAGUUGACACCUCGAAGCUGGUGUUUGAUGGCCUGAGGAAAAAGGUGACAGCGAUGCAGCUCUACGAGUGCCAACUGAUUGACAAGACAACCUUGGACAAGCUGCUGAAGGGGAAGAAGUCGGUGGAAGAAGUUGCUUCUGAAAUCCAGCCUUUCCUUCGGGGUGCAGGUGCUAUUGCUGGAGCUUCUGCUUCUCCUAAGGAGAAGUACUCUUUGGUAGAGGCCAAGAGAAAGAAGUUAAUCACCCCAGAGUCCACAGUCAUGCUUCUGGAGGCCCAGGCAGCCACUGGUGGGAUCAUUGAUCCCCACAGGAAUGAGAAGCUGACUGUUGACACUGCCAUUGCCCGGGACCUCAUCGACUUUGAUGACCGUCAGCAGAUAUACACAGCAGAGAAAGCUGUCGUAGGCUUUGAUGAUCCAUUUUCAGGCAAGACAGUAUCUGUUUCUGAAGCUAUCAAGAAAAAUCUGAUUGAUAGAGAAACCGGAAUGCGCCUGUUGGAAGCCCAGAUUGCAUCUGGGGGUGUUGUGGAUCCUGUUAACAGUGUCUUUUUGCCAAAAGAUGUUGCCUUGGCCCGUGGACUGAUUGACAGAGAUUUGUAUCGGUCACUGAAUGAUCCCCGAGAUAGUCAGAAAAACUUUGUGGACCCGAUCACCAAAAAGAAGGUUAGUUACAUGCAGCUGAGGGAACGGUGUAGAAUUGAACCACACACGGGUCUGCUUUUGCUGUCGGUUCAGAAGAGAAGCAUGUCUUUCCAAGGAAUUAGACAACCUGUGACGGUCACCGAACUAGUUGAUUCAGGCAUAUUGAGACCAUCCACUGUAAAUGAACUUGAAUCAGGGCAGAUUUCUUACGAUGAGGUUGGUGAGAGAAUCAAGGACUUCCUGCAGGGUUCAAGCUGCAUAGCAGGCAUAUACAAUGAAACCACAAAACAGAAGCUUGGGAUCUAUGAGGCCAUGAAAAUAGGCUUGGUGCGACCAGGUACUGCUCUAGAGUUACUUGAAGCCCAAGCAGCUACUGGCUUUAUCGUGGAUCCUGUUAGCAAUUUGAGGUUACCGGUAGAAGAAGCCUACAAAAGAGGUCUGGUAGGCAUUGAGUUUAAAGAGAAGCUCUUGUCUGCGGAACGAGCUGUCACUGGAUAUAAUGACCCUGAAACAGGAAACAUUAUCUCUUUGUUUCAAGCCAUGAACAAGGAGCUCAUUGAAAAGGGCCAUGGCAUCCGUUUAUUGGAAGCUCAGAUUGCAACCGGGGGCAUUAUUGACCCAAAGGAGAGCCAUCGUUUACCAGUUGACAUAGCUUACAAGAGGGGAUAUUUCAAUGAAGAGCUCAGUGAGAUUCUCUCCGAUCCAAGUGAUGAUACAAAGGGAUUUUUUGAUCCUAACACUGAAGAAAACCUUACCUAUCUGCAGCUAAAGGAAAGAUGCAUUAAGGAUGAAGAAACAGGGCUCUGUCUUCUGCCCUUGAAAGAAAAGAAGAAACAGGUGCAGACAUCCCAAAAGAAUACCCUCAGGAAGCGUAGAGUGGUCAUAGUUGACCCAGAAACCAAUAAGGAGAUGUCUGUUCAGGAGGCCUAUAAGAAAGGCCUGAUUGAUUAUGAAACUUUCAAAGAACUGUGUGAGCAGGAAUGUGAGUGGGAAGAAAUAACCAUCACUGGAUCAGAUGGCUCUACCAGAGUGGUUCUUGUAGAUAGGAAAACAGGUAGUCAGUACGAUAUUCAGGAUGCCAUUGAUAAGGGCCUUGUUGAUAGAAAGUUCUUUGAUCAGUACCGAUCUGGCAGCCUCAGCCUCACUCAGUUUGCUGAUAUGAUCUCCUUGAAAAAUGGUGCAGGCAACAGCAGUGGCUUGAGUGGUAGUGUCAGUGAUGAUGUUUUCAGCAGCUCUCGGCAUGAUUCCGUAAGUAAGAUUUCAACCAUUUCCAGCGUCAGGAAUAUAACCAUUAGGAGCAGCUCUCUGUCCGACCCCCUAGAAGAAUCAAGCCCCAUUGCAGCCAUCUUUGACACAGAAAACCUGGAGAAGAUUUCCAUUUCUGAAGGUAUAGAGCGAGGCAUUGUGGAUAGCAUCACAGGCCAGAGGCUUCUGGAAGCUCAAGCCUGCACAGGUGGCAUCAUCCACCCUACCACUGGUCAGAAGCUGUCACUCCAGGAUGCUGUCUCCCAGGGUCUGAUUGACCAGGAUAUGGCCACCAGGCUAAAGCCUGCUCAGAAAGCCUUCAUUGGUUUUGAAGGGGUGAAGGGAAAGAAGAAGAUGUCAGCAGCAGAGGCCGUGAAAGAAAAAUGGCUCCCCUAUGAGGCAGGACAGCGCUUCCUGGAGUUCCAGUACCUCACGGGAGGCCUUGUUGACCCAGAAGUACAUGGGAGGAUAAGCACUGAGGAAGCCAUUAGAAAAGGCUUCAUCGAUGGCCGAGCAGCUCAGAGGCUGCAAGACACCAGCAGCUAUGCCAAAAUCCUGACCUGCCCCAAAACCAAAUUGAAAAUAUCCUACAAGGAUGCCAUGAAUCGCUCCAUGGUAGAAGAUAUCACUGGGUUACGCCUUUUGGAAGCAGCCUCGGUUUCCUCCAAGGGCUUGCCUAGCCCUUAUAACAUGUCUUCUGCUCCAGGCUCUCGCUCCGGCUCUCGUUCUGGUUCUCGGUCUGGCUCUCGCUCUGGUUCCCGCAGUGGGUCCCGGAGGGGCAGUUUUGAUGCAACAGGGAAUUCUUCCUACUCUUACUCUUACACCUUUAGCAGUAGCUCUAUUGGGCAUUAG
Messenger RNA from Orycteropus afer afer, 8475 nucleotides. RefSeq names its product desmoplakin (gene DSP). NCBI's taxonomy places the organism in Eukaryota, Metazoa, Chordata, Mammalia, Tubulidentata, Orycteropodidae. The record is from RefSeq and is a predicted model, not a curated record. Gene Ontology annotation, cellular component: intermediate filament; intercalated disc; plasma membrane. Gene Ontology annotation, molecular function: protein binding; structural molecule activity. The transcript has 23 exons. Gene Ontology annotation, biological process: intermediate filament cytoskeleton organization; wound healing; skin development. The coding region runs from base 1 to 8475 and encodes 2824 amino acids.